GAGGAUGGCGAAGGAGAGACUGAGGAAUAUCGUCUUCUUACGAAAGGAAAUCAGUGGAUUGUUGUUAAAACAACCAGUUAUAUCUCUUAUAAUCACUGGAACUCCAAGCCAGAGUUUAUUUGCAGCACACAUCAGCUGAUCCGGAAACCUUCCAAAUAUGAUGUUCGUGGAAGACGCACUGACGACGUUGUUAAUGAUUUAAAUAGUGGCAGCACUUGGAAGAUAGAGCGAUGCGAUAAUGGCUAUGAAAAUGACGUUUUUUCUCCAGAAACUUCAACGCCCGAAUUUACCAACAGUCCAAAAAAGUGCGCGAUAAAUCAAGGUGUUUUGGAUACAGAUAACAAUUCUCAAACUACUAAAGCCCAAGGUACUUUACUCUUCCCUGAGCAGCAAACCACGUCAUUAAUGAGAGGAAAUAAUGAUGUUAACAAUGCAAAUGUUUUAUUGUCAUCGAAUUAUUCAUCAGGAGGGUGUAUCAACUAUCGGAAAUCAGAAAGACCCGCUAUGAAUAACAAUUUCUGCAAUAUAAACAACUUUGGUGAAGUAUUGUAUAAUCCGUGUGAAACAGAAAAGUACUGGGGACGACUGAACAGCUCUAAAAUGAAUCACAAUUCAUCAAGUCAAUCACUGCAUAAUAAUAAUGAACAAUGUAUGCCAACAAGCUUUUCAAAUUAUUCGUUAGAAAUACCAUCCAAAGUGAUACCGCAAUUAACUUCUGAUACUCCUCAAAGUAUUCAAAUAUCCCCUCAUGCUCCUCCAAGUAUUCAAAUAUCCCCUCAUGCUCCUCCAAGUAUUCAAAUAUCUCCUCAUACUCCUCCAAGUAUUCAAAUAUCUCCUCAAUCUUAUCCGCCACAUUCCUCUGUAAACAUGGAAAUAACGAAUCGAUCUGUUGAACGAAGUAAUGUGUCUUCGACAUCUGGUACGAACAACAAUACUAAAUUCCCUGUCUCAACUUCACCAUCGGUGUUUAUGGAAAACCGAAACCAAAAUCUCCAUCGUCACUUGACUUUACAGCCCCACAACUAAAAUGAACUUUGUGUGUUCACCAUUAUCCUCUAAUGGACCUAUUCAUUUACCUAGCAAAUGUGAAAAUCUAUUGGCACAAACCAAUCACCAACAUCGUCUCAACGAAGGAUUUUCCCAGACUAUACUGCCCAAUAUCCUCCACAAUCCCCACAAAUAUCCGAUCAAUAUACUCAACCACAAUAUGUCCCUCCUUCCAUCUCUCACAAUUCAUCAUUAUCGUCAUCGUUAUCAACAGGUUUCACAGCAACUUCAAGAGUUCAUCACACGACUACUGGUCCUCUUACCCAUAAUCCAACAAUGGCAACUGCUUUAUCUUUGUCUCAUCAAACGAUUUCAAAUUUCCCUCGAUCUAAUUACGAUAAUGUUGAAAGACCUCAAUUGCCUGUUACUAGCCAAGGAUAUUUUCAUCCAUUAUCCCAAACGUCCCAACAUAUCCCCCCGUCAUCUUCACAAUGUCUAUUCAACGAGAAAAGUAAAGGAAGGACAGUACGGCGUUCAUUGAGUAACAGUUCUCUCAUAUUUCCUGUGCCUUCAGAAGGCACAACAAGUGCAUGUCGUCAAGUAGAAUUAAGGAAACCCUCGGACGCUUCUCUACAGUUUUAUGGAGAGGGAUCUGAUAUUAGUGGUAAUUCCUUAUUACCAUUUGAGCGACGUUCUUCCACGAAUCAAACAACGCAACAAUAUGCUCGUCCUAACAAUGUUACACCUUUAUUUUCUGCAUUAAAUGUUCCACAGCCUCAAUUGAAUAGUCCUGCUUCCGAUGAAAGAGAGAGCUUCAGCAAUCAGCAUAUAAAUAUUGGACGUAACAAUCAACCAUCUUGUGUAUCAGCUCAAGGUCAAUCAUUGUCAAGUUCGGAAGAGUCUUUUACGCCUUCUUCGGCAAAAAGUUUGGCGUACAUAAAAGCUCAAAAAAUACUUCAAAGUCAGCUACUUGACAAACAAAAUCAUCUUCAGCAAAUUAUUGUCAAUCAAAAAGCUCAACUUAAUCGAAUUCAAGAGCAAAUCAUUGUUAACGCUCAAGCCCAGUUUUCGUUACAUGAUAUAGGUGACUUGGAGUCAUCAAAACAACUGCAACAACGAAUACAUAGUCUGGAGACCGAACGCCAAAAACACGAAGAGAAACAUAAGGAAUUACAGAUUUUAUUUCAACAAAAGUUUCAAGAAGUUUCUCCUUUAGAUCAAUAUGACACAAACGAAGCUCUGGAGGACACAUCAAAACACAUCCCAGCAUCAGAUGUCGAUUUGUCUCGUACAUCACGUGAUGUUCAGAAAUGUGAUAAUUUUCUCGUGCAAACAUUCCCCAAUGCAAGCACAGCUCCAAAAACAUUUGAGUACAAGAGAUAUCCAUCUCAACAAAGUUCAUCAUCCGCUCAAGAUAUCGAAGAUGAUUUGUUUAGUGGAGUUGUAGCAACUGAGAAAGCAAAACAACAUUUUACUCAUUUUUAUUCACCGAUAAUGCAGACAUUUAAUUCUUCAUACAAGAUUGCGGCUUCACAAGAAACUAUGAAUCACACGAAAGUUAUAGACAGUCAAAAUAUUGGCACUUUUUCUACGGUUAACCCAACAAACAAUCAUGGCAAAGAUUAUUUCUCGCAAUUUAGUACAAGUGAACUCGAGUCUUUUCUAUCCAGUUCGACAUAUCCUGCUAAGUCAUUAGCACAAAAUGCAGACAGAAGUGAGUCAAAUGCUGUUAACGAAAAAUCAUCAACCACUCCAUCUACAUAUGAUUCACUGUUGUUGCAACAAAAACGAUUGUUGGAAAUGCAGGAGGAGCAACGUCGACAGCUUCUAAAACGACAGCAAGAACAAUUUUUGCGUUUGAAACUUCAGCAACAACAACAACAGCAAAUGUUGGUUGAUUUACAGCAUAGUGAUAAAGAUGAGAUUAACGAUCCUCAACCAUCAAGUCAAAAUAUUUCUGAAGGUGGCAUCGCGGCUGAUGACUCUAGUUGUGUAAUUACAAAUGAACUUAACGAAGAUGACCUUAAUGUUUUAAAUAUGCUUCUUGCCGAGGAAGCUGGCACAGAAAUGUGGACGGAGGAGUCUAUAUUUCAGAAAGGGCCAUCAUCAAGUAGCUCUUAGUUAUUGCGAUGUUCAUCUUAUAACUGGUCGUUUUUCAUCUCGUUGUAAAUUAUGCCUUUGGAUUUUAUGGAAUUACCUCUUAAGUGGCAUCAUACGAAAGGGAGAACUCUUGAAACUGUCGUUGUAAAGAACACGCUUUUCUUAGUUCUUUCAGGCAAAUGCCUAUUGGAAAUACUUCGACAAUCUUGCGUAAUGUGCAAAAACAAUAAAUCCAAGUGAAUAAAGUUUACAAGAUCCAAACGUAUCAUCGAUGACAGUAAGCCGGUAUGAUGUCCUUCUAAUGGUAUGGAAAAAAGUGUUUGCUUCGUGGCAAUUUUACUUUUUUUAUCGUACUGAUCCAGGGAACUGUUAAUUUUGAUAAAGACAUGAUUUUCUGUUGCUUAUUUACGGUUAUACUUGGUGUAACAUGCAACAUUGUGUAUAAAGUCGCUGCAGACGCUGGCGUUCUGAAUGAGGGCGAUUUACAAACAGUAGCUGUCAGCACUUAGCAGUGAAAAAAUUAAAUGUUGCUUUGAAACAUCAAUUUUAACUUCAAUUUGAGGGAUGGAUUACAAUUGACUUACUCCAAUCGAUGUUUCACGAAACACCCAAUUCCCAACGGUUUAUUUUGAAGUUGAGCAUAUAUUGCUUAAGUUGAUAACUAACACUUCAAAUAAAAAUAAUUUGGAAGAAGUCGCCACGUUUGAUAAUUUUUUGGAUAAAAAUCUGCGAAUGAUUGUAUGUUUAUUUUAUGGUAGUUAAACAUAUUUUAUAAAUAACAGAAACAUUCUAUAUAAUUAUGUAAAUACGUGUAUGUAGACAGAACUGAUACGAAAAGAAGACAUUUUUUUAGAACGAUGCACCAAUGAAAAGUGAAAUAAAAUAUAUUUGCGAAACUGAA
Messenger RNA from Xenia sp. Carnegie-2017, 3988 nucleotides. RefSeq lists its product as uncharacterized. The transcript has 7 exons. Bases 1324 to 3108 code for a protein of 594 amino acids. NCBI's taxonomy places the organism in Eukaryota, Metazoa, Cnidaria, Anthozoa, Malacalcyonacea, Xeniidae. The record is from RefSeq and is a predicted model, not a curated record.